AAGAGAUUGCGCGAGAUUGGCGGAUCAGCUCAAGCGGUCAAACAUGUCGCUCUCGAACAAGCUCUCGAUCAGCGACGUUGAUCUCAAGGGCAAGCGAGUCCUCAUCAGAGUCGACUUCAACGUCCCUUUCGGUGACGGCAAGAUCACCAACAACGCACGAAUCGUCGCUGCUUUGCCCACCAUCAAGUAUGCCAUCCAGAAGGAGGCAAAGGCGGUCAUAUUGAUGUCACAUCUCGGCCGUCCGGACGGCAAGGUACAGUCAAAGUACUCGCUCAAGCCUGUCGCAGACGAGCUCAGCAAGCUUCUCGACGGCAAGCAUGUCAAGUUUCUCGACGACUGCGUUGGCGACAAGGUCGAACAGGAAUGCGCGUCCGCCCAAGGCGGCGAAAUCAUCUUACUUGAAAAUUUGCGCUUUCACAUCGAGGAAGAAGGCUCAUCCAAAGACAAGGACGGCAAGAAGACAAAAGCUGAUCCCGAAAAGGUCAAGGAAUUCCGCAAGUCUCUCACUGCUCUUGCGGAUGUCUAUGUCAACGAUGCUUUCGGCACAGCUCACCGUGCCCAUUCGUCCAUGGUAGGCGUCGAGCUGCCCCAACGCGCAUCCGGCUUCCUCGUCAAGAAGGAGCUUGAAUUUUUCGCAAAAGCGCUAGAGAAGCCAGACAGACCCUUCCUGGCCAUUUUAGGCGGUGCAAAGGUGUCCGAUAAGAUUCAGCUCAUCGAGAACUUGCUCGACAAGGUCAAUUCGCUCAUCAUCUGCGGCGGCAUGGCUUUCACUUUCAAGAAGACACUCGACGGCGUGAGCAUCGGCAAAUCACUCUUUGACGAGGAUGGAUCGCAAAAGGUCAAGGCACUCGUCGAGAAGGCAAAGAAGAACAACGUCAAGCUCGUCUUUCCCGUGGACUACAUCACUGCGGAUGAUUUCAAGAAGGACGCCAAGGUUGGCAAAGCGACAGACCAGGAAGGCAUUCCAGAUGGUUGGAUGGGUCUCGAUGCGGGUGAGAAGUCACGCGAGCUGUUCAAAACGACGAUUCUCGAGAGCAAGACCAUCCUCUGGAACGGUCCAGCAGGCGUUUUUGAGUUUGACAACUUCGCCGGCGGCUCCAGAGCGACAUUGGAUGCUUGUAUCGAAGCGCAAAAGAACGGCGCAACUGUCAUCAUUGGGGGCGGCGAUACUGCGACGGUCGUUGCUAAAUACGAUGCCGAGGACAAGCUUGCUCACGUCUCCACAGGCGGUGGCGCGAGUCUCGAGCUGCUCGAGGGUAAAGAUCUGCCGGGAGUCGCGGCACUCUCCUCAAAGUAAGGUCUGUUGCGGUCUAGCCAGCUAGUCUCGCUAGCUAACCGCCGCACUGUCUCAGGAGCGGAAGCAGACUGUAGAAAUACAAUGCAGUUUGAC
Messenger RNA from Mixia osmundae IAM 14324, 1390 nucleotides. RefSeq lists its product as uncharacterized. The transcript is spliced from 14 exons. Gene Ontology annotation, molecular function: ADP binding; ATP binding; phosphoglycerate kinase activity. Lineage: Eukaryota; Fungi; Basidiomycota; Mixiomycetes; Mixiales; Mixiaceae. Gene Ontology annotation, cellular component: cytosol. The coding region runs from base 44 to 1297 and encodes 417 amino acids. The record is from RefSeq and is a predicted model, not a curated record. Gene Ontology annotation, biological process: glycolytic process; gluconeogenesis.